Panicum hallii is the source of this 2146-nucleotide messenger RNA. RefSeq names its product pentatricopeptide repeat-containing protein At1g05750, chloroplastic-like. The coding region runs from base 53 to 2005 and encodes 650 amino acids. The transcript is spliced from 2 exons. The record is from RefSeq and is a predicted model, not a curated record. Gene Ontology annotation, biological process: RNA modification. Lineage: Eukaryota; Viridiplantae; Streptophyta; Magnoliopsida; Poales; Poaceae. Gene Ontology annotation, molecular function: protein binding; RNA binding.
GCCCGCCGCUGCUCCCCCUCGUCCUAGCCGCGGCGCCGGCCGCCCGCUGAUCAUGCUCACCGUGUCCCUCCUGGAUGCGCACCUCUCCCGCUGCCGCUCCGCGCGACACCUCCUCCAAAUCCACGCGCAGUUCCUCGCCUCGGGCCUCCUCGCGGACGCGUUCGCCGCCAGCCGCCUCCUCCUCUUCACCACCUCCACCGCCGCCGGGCGCCUCCUCCCGCGCCCGUUCGACCACUCCCUGCGCCUCCUCCGCCUCGUGCGCAGUCCCAACGCGUUCUCCUGCAACACCAUCCUCAAAGCCGCCCUGCGACACGGCCUUCCCCACCUCUGCCUCCCGCUCUACGCGUCCAUGCCCACGCUUCCCGACAGCUACACGUACCCGCUCCUCGCCGCCGCCUGCGCCGCCAGGGGGGACGCGCGGGAAGGGCGGCAGCUCCACUCACACGCCUUCAGGCACGGGUUCAGCUACAAUGUGUACCUCAGGAACGCGCUGGUGCACUUGUACUCUGCCUGCGGCUGCGUCGCGGACGCGCGCAGGGUGUUCGACGAGGGGCCCGUGUGGGACGCCGUUUCCUGGAACACGAUCCUGGCCGCGUACGUGCGUGCUGGGGACGUCGAGCAGGCGAUCGGGGUGUUUGCUAGGAUGCCAGAGAGGAGCGCUGCAGCGGUGAGUUCGAUGGUGGCACUUUUCGGGAGGAGUGGGAUGGUGGAUGAGGCGAAGAGGGUGUUUGACGGGGCAGAGCAUAGGGAUGCUUUCACGUGGGCAGCUAUGAUUUCCUGCUUUGAGCGGAAUGGCCAGUUUGUGGAAGCAUUGGGCGUGUUCUCAGAUAUGCGUGCUGAGGGUUGGCAUGUGGAUGAGGCAGUGAUGGUCAGUGUGAUCGCUGCGUGCACACAGUCAGAGGUAAUUCGGAAUGGAGAGGUGUGCCAUGGACUGGUUUUCAGAGCUGGCCUUGGUUUGCGGUUGAAUGUCCAGAAUACACUUAUCCACAUGUACUCAAGUUGUCUGGAUGUUGCUGCAGCACGGAGAUUGUUUGACAGUGGUGAGAGUUUGGACCACUUCUCCUGGAACUCAAUGAUUGCUGGCUAUCUGCAGAAUGGCCGUGUAGAGGAUGCAAAGGCGUUAUUCAGUGUGAUGCCUGACAAAGACAAUGUUUCUUGGAGUACAAUGAUGUCUGGUUGUGUGCAAAACAACCAGUCAUCCGAGGCGCUCACAUUUUUUGACAACAUGAAAGCCCAUGGAAUUAGACCUGAUGAGGUUACACUAGUGAGUAUCAUCUCUGCAUGUACUAAUCUGUCUGCGUUGGAACAAGGAAAGUCAGUGCAUGAGUACAUUAAGGAAUACCAAUAUAACAUCACUGUUGUACUUGGCACUAGCCUCAUUGACAUGUACAUGAAAUGUGGAUGCUUGGAUGCUGCACUAGAAGUCUUCGACACGGUAGAAGAAAAAGGAACACCUUGCUGGAAUGCUGUCAUCGUGGGGCUGGCCAUGAAUGGCCUUGUUACAAAAUCCCUUGACAUGUUUUCAGAGAUGGAAGCCUCUGCAACUGCUGUCCCAAAUGAGAUAACUUUCACCGGAGUUCUGAGUGCUUGCAGACAUGCUGGCCUAGUUGAGGAGGGCCGCCAAUUCUUUAAGUUGAUGCAAAACAAGUACCAAAUUGUACCAAACAUCAGGCACUAUGGAUGUAUGGUUGAUCUCCUUGGACGAGCUGGAUAUGUCAGAGAAGCUGAGGAUCUGAUUCAGAGCAUGCCCAUGUCACCUGAUGUUCCAGCAUGGGGUGCAUUGCUUGGUGCCUGUUGGAAACAUGGUGAUAGUGAAGUUGGGGAAAGGGUUGGGCGGAAGCUUGUCGAGCUGGAUCCUCAUCAUGACGGGUUCCAAACUAUGUUAUCUAACAUAUAUGCUUCAGAGGGGAUGUGGCAAUGCGUAAAGGACCUAAGGGGUUCCAUGAAGCAACAUGUAGCAAAAGCCGCAGGCUAUAGUGUGGUUGAAUCACCACAUUCUUCAUGAGCUAAAAUGAUUUUCCCUACCACCAUAAUGGCAACAUUUAUCUGGCAAUGAGCGAGGUGCAACACAGUUCAUUCAGAGGUGAUUUUAACAGAAAAAAUUGGUAAGUGCAAGCUAAUUACUUUCUGUUCAGUCUGAUGUAUG